AUGAAUGCCAAAAAAGACAACAAAUCUUCUGUCUCUGACUUUCUACUCCUUGAGUUCUCAUCAAUACGGGAACUGCAGAUUCUACACUUCUCUCUGUUCCUGGUAUUGUACCUGGCAAUUGUAUUAGGGAAUCUUCUCAUAAUAUCUGCAGUCACCUUUGACCAGAAACUUCACACUCCCAUGUAUUUCUUUCUGAUGAACUUGGCCAUCCAGGACCUAGGUGCUGUUUCAGUCACUAUUCCUAAUUCCAUGGCCAAUUCUCUCAUGAAUAACAGACACAUUUCUUCUGCGGGAUGUGCUGCUCAAGUCCUCUCACUUCUAUUCUUUCUAUCAUCUGAUAUUGCUCUCCUAACAGUCAUGGCAUACGAUCGAUAUGUCGCCAUUUGCAAUCCAUUACAAUAUGAAACGGUGAUGAAUAGGACAUUCUGCACUCAAAUGAUUGCUGGUGUGUGGGUCGCUGGCCUUCUCUAUGCAGUCAUGCACACUAGUGCAACUUUUGCAACUCCAUUCUGCUCAAAUAUUGUCAACCAGUUUUUCUGUGAGGUCCCAUCGUUACUUACAAUUGCAUGUUCUAAUUUAUACCUAAUAGAAAUUGGAGUUUUGGUGGUGAGUAUAAUCCUGCUGGCUGGCUGCUUUGCCUUCAUUGUCAUCACUUAUAUACACAUCUUCAUGGCCGUUCUGAAAAUUCCUUCUAUUCAGGGAAGGAAAAAGGCCUUCUCCACUUGCAUUCCCCACCUUGUGGUCUUCUCCAUAUUUUGUUUCACAGGAAGUUUUGCUUACUUCAGGCCUCCUUCUAAAACCCCAUCAUUUCUGGACAUUGUCUUAGCUGUGAUGUAUACCAUUGUACCACCCAUGUUCAAUCCAAUAAUCUACAGCAUGCGAAAUAAGGAGAUUAAAAAUUCUUUAUCAAAGCUGUUGGGUUUGAAGACCUCUUCUAUGAAUAUCUUUUCCAGGCUUAUUCUGAAAACAAGAAAUCUCUCUCUGUGA
Messenger RNA from Podarcis muralis (Common wall lizard), 987 nucleotides. The record is from RefSeq and is a predicted model, not a curated record. Lineage: Eukaryota; Metazoa; Chordata; Lepidosauria; Squamata; Lacertidae.